Molecule: messenger RNA, 2142 nt
Organism: Geosmithia morbida
Lineage: Eukaryota; Fungi; Ascomycota; Sordariomycetes; Hypocreales; Bionectriaceae
Product: enhancer of mRNA-decapping protein 3
Exons: 3
Coding region: 1-2142 (713 amino acids)
Biological process (GO): deadenylation-independent decapping of nuclear-transcribed mRNA; P-body assembly
Cellular component (GO): P-body
Molecular function (GO): mRNA binding
Source: RefSeq, a predicted model, not a curated record
AUGGCCGCCCAGUUCAUCGGCUUGCAUAUGCGCGUGGUCCUGAGGGAUCCAGCCGGCUAUCAUGUUCACGGCACCGUCAGGGAUGUCGAGGCGGGGAGCGGCCUGACGCUGACGAAUGUGUUCAUGCCCGGAACCAAGAAUUGGGUGCCCGAGCUGAGAAUCGAUGCGGCCAACAUUGCCGACCUGAGCGAGAUCAAACCCGAGUUGCCGAAGCCUACGAUAUACCAGUCGCCCGUCCCCGAUGCCGUCCCCGAUGCCGUCCCCGUCGCCGCUGCGCCGCCGCUUCCGCCGCCGCAGCCCUUUGUCGACCCGGCCAUCUUGAGCCUGGGGAAGCCUCCUGCCCCGGUUGCCGUCUCCCAGACUGCGGAGCUGCAAGCCGCCUCCCCCUCGCAGUUUGCCGUGCAGACGUCGAGCAGCCCCAUGACGCCCGUGGCGGACGUGGCCGCGUCGAUGGGCAGCGUGCGCGUCGCGGACGCGGCAGGCAACGAGUCCGGCGGCACCGUGACGGGCAAGGGCCAGAAGAAGAAGGGACGUCGGCAGAACAAGCAGACAAAGCAGCAGCUUGCGGGUCAGGAAUCCGACGCCGCGCCUCCUCCCGGCGGCGGCGGCGGCGGCGGCGGCGGCGGCAGCGUUGGGCGUGGCAAGGGUUGGAGGCAGACGCCCAUGCUGCAGAGCACAGCGUCGUUCCAGCCCUUCAGCUCGCUGAAGAAGGGUGCGAGGGGCCGCAAGGCUGCCGGCGACAACGGGCUGGAGUCGGCCGAGGUGACGGAGGAGAUGGGUGACUUCGAUUUCGAGAACAACCUGGCCAAGUUUGACAAGCGGACCAUCUUUGACCAGAUGAGGAGGGAAGACGAGGUCGACGACGCGAGCCGCCUCGUCGCACACAACCGCCGCCCCAAGCCGCUGACGAACGGCGGCAAGAACCUGCACCCGUCGGAGAACGUGCUGGACCUGCCGGCCGCCAUCGCCAAGAACGCCGACUUCUGGAACAGCGAAGCCGACGAUGGCCUGCAGGACGCCGCCGGCAUGAGCGGGCGGGAGGCUAGGAAUUCGGCGAAUGGCGUGCGCAGGCCUGACAGCAAGAACCGAAUGUCGAGGCGGUCGCAGUCGCGCAAGGCCAGCACCGCCAUGGCAGGUGGCCAGCCGCUGAGCCGGGUGAACUCAUCUCAAGCAUUUCAACCGGGGCUGUACCUGGUGCCGUCGAACCGGCGGGUCGAGGCCAUCUCGACACUGCAGAUGCUCAACAUCGAGAACAUUGCGGCCAACGAACUGGGCUUCACUGACGACCUGAUGGCCGAGAACGCUGGUCGGGGCAUCGCCGAGGUGGUGUUCAGCGCCUUGUCGGAGCCGGCGAUCAAGGUACGGUUCGAACUGGCCAACUCGUCCGGGUCGACGGCGGCGGCGCAGCUGGAAGGGUCGACGACGGUGCUCCUGGCCGGCAACAACAAGUCGAGCAUCCGGGCGUUGGCGGCGGCACGGCACCUGCGGAACCGCAACGUGGAAGUGGUGGUGUGCCUGGUAGGGAUCGAGCGGGAGCGCGACCUGCUCGAGGACCUGCGCCGGCAGAUCGACCUGUACCGGGGCUUCGGCGGUAAGGUCCUGAGCAAAAACGAGUUCUUCGAGCACCUGCGCCGGCACGCGGCAUCGGGGACGCGGGUCCCCAUCUCGCUGAUCAUCGACUCGAUGCUGGGGCUGGCCAUGUCGUUUGACGAGCUGCGGGUAGGCGACCAGGCGAGCGUGUACGAGCUGAUGGAGUGGGCCAACCGCAACGAGGCGUUUGUGCUGGCCGUGGACAUGCCGUCGGGCAUCGACGCGACGACGGGCAAGAUUGCCGUCAUCGACGGCGGGCCACUGUUCGUCAAGCCCCGAUACGUGGUGUCGAUCGGAGCACCCAAGCGCGGCUUGCUCGAGGCCGUGACGCCGCCGGGGGACGACGACGAGCCGGAACCGCUGGCGUACGCGGCGCACGAGGACGACUGGCGGCUCUUCAUCGCAGACAUGGGGCUCGGCAGUGCCGUGUGGAAGAAGGCCGGGACCAAGAUGCGCAGAGGCAUCGACUUUGACGGCAGCUGGGUCCUCAGGAUGGAGUACCGGGCACAAGGGCCCAUCCCGAUUGAGGGGUUUGAGAGGGGGCUGAGCUGA